CGUACACCUUCUCCCUAAACCUACCCACCGCGAUCGUUUUUUUAAAUUCCAAACUGGGAGUGAUGAAGCCCAGCGGACACCGCGACGUAUCUGGAGUAUUCGACAGGACGACGUAACCAACUCCCUCCCUCCUUCCGCCCCGCUCCCCCGCACGAAAAUCAAUGCCACCACCAUGCCCGGCCUGCUACGAAAACUGGUCAUCUUCGCAGCGGUAGACGGCCUCAUCCUGCAGCCCCCGGCCGCGAACCUGCGAAAUUACGCAAACAAUGACUCCGCCCUGCUCAUCGACUACAAGACGGGGCGGGUCUCGUCGCUGCCGGCUUCCGCGUCGGAGCUAAGCGAGCGCGAUUCGGGGCUGGAGGCGUAUGGUCUUGUUGGCCUCUUGUCCGUCGCGUCGUAUUCGUUCCUGAUCGCCAUCACGCAGCGGCAGCAGGUGGCGCAGAUUCAAGGAAAGCCGGUUUACGCUGUCACUAAUAUUGCGGUUAUCCCUACGUCGUCGAUGAAAGAUGCCUCGCAUGCGAUUGCCCAGGCGAGGGAGAGUUCCCGGCAGGGGAACGACGACGACGAUGACGAGCAAGACGAGAUAGACUCGGAUGGCACGGCGUCCGAUUCGGAGACUGAUGCAGGGGACACCGAGGUUGGCACCGCGCCGUCCUCGCCGAUUCAGACAGAGCACUCCCCGCACAAUCGAUCGAAUAGCAUCGCUGAGGACGUGAUGGGCAAACGGGUUCCCUUUGGCCGCUUCGCGGCCAACUGGCUGUCGAGGAAAACGUUGGGAUUACCUGGUCUCGGGACGGUCGAUCAUGAUGGGAAUGGGUCGCGGCUGGAUACGAAGGAUGCGGAUGUACAGGGUAGUCCGACGGGAUCUGAUACGGAAGAGGCGCUGGCUGCGUCGGGGAGUGAAUCGAGUCCUGAGAGGGGAGAGGGCCCGUCGUCUUCGCCGUCGGGUGUGGAGCUGUUGCCGAAGUUGUUGCGCUAUACGAAGCUGAUCUUUGCGUCGCAUAAUUUCUUCUUCGCUUAUGAUUAUGAUCUUACGAGGAAUUAUGGGACGAGUGAUCUGUCGGCUAAGAGCUUGCUGCCGCCGCAUAAGGUUGCUGAUGAGUUGUAUUUUUGGAAUCGGCAUCUCAUGGCGCCUUUCAUUGGAGCGGGCGCUCAUAGCUAUGUGCUACCGCUCAUGCAGGGGUUCGUCGGUCAGCGGGAGUUCACCGUCGCUGGUGCUGGACGCCCGUCUACUGAAGCAUCAGAUUCGGCUAGGCCGGAGGGCCGGAUGCUGGGUGAGACAUCUGCGGCAGAGGCCAUGGAGGCCGCUGCGAACAAGCGGGACUUCCUGCUCACGUUGAUCUCACGACGGUCCGUCAAGCGUCCCGGACUGCGCUAUCUGCGACGCGGGGUCGACGAUGAUGGAAACACCGCCAACACCGUGGAGACGGAGCAGAUCCUUUCGGUUCCCGACUGGGAUCCUGCGCAUCGGGUAUACUCCUAUCUCCAAAUCCGCGGAUCCAUUCCACUGUACUUUUCUCAGUCGCCGUAUGCGCUCAAGCCGGUUCCCAUACUCCACCACUCGACCGAGACGAACGAACUGGCUUUUGAAAAGCAUUUCCGGAGUCUGAGCCGAAGGUACGGGAAGGUCCAAGCCGUGUCCCUCAUCGACAAGCUGGCCGGAGAGCUCAAGCUGGGCAAUGAGUUUGACAAGUACACCAACGAAUGCCGCGGGAUGAAAUUCGAGAACGUGAGUCGACUCGUCGAUCGCCUGAAGCCCACGCUCGAAGAGUACGGCGACACGAUGGUCCAGAGCAACACAGUCCUCCGGACCCAAGCCGGCAUCAUUCGGACCAACUGCAUGGAUUGCCUCGACCGCACCGGCGUGGCGCAAUGCGCCUUCGCCCAAUGGGCCCUAGAGCGAGAACUGCAAUCCGAAGGCAUCGACCUCGACCUGGCCAGCGACUCCUCCACGCAGUGGUUCAACACCCUCUGGGCAGACAACGGCGACGCCAUCUCCAAGCAAUACUCCUCGACAGCCGCCCUAAAAGGCGACUACACGCGGACACGAAAGCGCGACUACCGCGGGGCGCUGAACGACUUCGGCCUCACGCUCACCCGGUACUUCAACAACAUCGUCAACGACUACUUCUCGCAAGCCUGCAUCGACUACCUGCUAGGCAACGUCUCCACACAAGUCUUCCAAGAAUUCGCGACCGAGCUCCAAACCGCCGACCCAGGCAUCUCCGUGCAAAAACUCCGCCAGAACGCAAUCGACACAAGCUGCCGCAUCGUAAUCAGCGACCCAUCCGAAGAAUUUCUCGGCGGCUGGACAAUGCUCACCCCGCGCGAGCCCAACACCCUCCGCACGCUCCCCUUCGAAGAAUCCGUCCUCCUCCUCACCGACGCCGCCGUCUACAACUGCCGCUUCGACUGGGACACGGACAAAGUGAUGUCCUCCGAGCGGGUCUCCCUGCGCUCCAUCUCGCGCAUCAACCACGGCACAUACAUCACCUCCACAUUGACAACCGCUCAAACCUCCGAACGGCACAACGUCGGCCUCGUCAUCGAGUACCGCGAAGGCGACACCCACGACCUCCGCGUCAACACCCGCUCCCUCCACAGCAGCGUCGACACCACAGCGCUCGACAAUACCAGCGCGGCCCGCUCCUCCGAAUGGCCCGUCUCCUCCUGGUUCAAGGGCCUGCGCGCGCCGACCACCCGGCUCAUGGCGUUCAAGGCGCUCCCUGUUUCGAAUUCCGUGACCCAGACGAGAACGGGGAGUCCCGCUGUGAGCGAGGGCGAUUGGGUACGGUCCAUUUGCGAGGAGAUCCAGCGGGCUGUGUUGGCCAGCCCGGACACGGAAGGCCUUGAUCAACUUGUUGUUGAGAAGGGAGAGAUCAUUUCGCUGGAGGAUGCGAGGAAGAGGACGGGGAUUCUGGAGACGCUUGUGCAUGACGUUAAGAAGUUGGUGUGGGCUUGACCUGUUUCUCUCUCCCCGACAGGGUUUGUUGCUUUCCUAGUGCGACUGCUUUUCAUGUCGACUAUUUCUUCAGGUUGACUGUUUCUUUCCAGAAUAUAUCUUUCUCGCAGUUGUGUUUGCACAUUUUUGGCACAUUUAUAUUUAUAGUUAUUACUAUUAUUGAUGAUGCGUUGGUGCAGAGGUUUGCUUGGUUGUGUAUAUGAGUUUGAUGAUUUAUGAUAUUUAGUUGAUAGUUGAUAGUAUAGUCUCUGGCCAAGAUCGUGUUAAUAGUGUUAAUAGUAUCUAGUAUAU
Messenger RNA from Aspergillus campestris IBT 28561, 3253 nucleotides. RefSeq names its product SacI domain protein. Gene Ontology annotation, molecular function: phosphatidylinositol-4-phosphate phosphatase activity. The transcript is spliced from 4 exons. The record is from RefSeq and is a predicted model, not a curated record. Lineage: Eukaryota; Fungi; Ascomycota; Eurotiomycetes; Eurotiales; Aspergillaceae. Gene Ontology annotation, cellular component: endoplasmic reticulum. Bases 173 to 2962 code for a protein of 929 amino acids. Gene Ontology annotation, biological process: phosphatidylinositol dephosphorylation.